AAUUCCUUGUCUCCCGGUUCCCGGUUCCCGGUUCCCGGUUCCCGGUUCCCGGUUCCCGGUUCCCGGUUCCCGGUUCCCGGUUCCCGUGCUCCCCGAUGGUCUCUGAAGAAUGACGCCGAAAAGAGGGCCGGACUCCAGCUGUUCUGGCUUUACACCCACCAAAGGCAGCCUCAGAUAUCGCAGAAAGAAGCUUGACUUCUCUCAGACUGGAGGACAGCCGCAGGAGGAUGGGCACGGGCGAGUUUGCGUGUGUGACGCUGUGCGGCGGAGCACCUUGGGGAUUCACACUUCGCCAGAGCGCUCAAGACCCUCAACAUCCAAUCCAGCUGCUUCAGAUAGAGGAUGGUAGUCCUGCUGCCGUAGCUGGAUUGUGUGAGAAUGAUGAGCUGGUGUCAGUGAAUGGAAAGCCUUGCUCUAACCUCAGUCUCUCAGACGUUAUUGAUCUCAUUGAGGCCUCAGCUGACUGUCUACAGCUGCUUGUCAAAAGAUGCUGUAGUGAACCUCAAGAGAGCUUUGAAAUGGUUAGUACCACUUUUCGGAUCCCUUCUCCAUCCAGGCCUCAUGAGCCACAGGAACUAUACGCCUCUGAGUCCCAGGAUGAAGCAUAUUAUGGGGAGACAGACAGCGAUGGAGAGUGUCCGGCGAGGACUCGAUUGGUCCGGACCCAAGUUCAGAUACCUGCUUCUAGGAAUAAAAGUAGAGGCACCAAUGACCAGGGUGGUGGAGACACCAGUUUGGAUGUAACCCCAGGAUCUGUGGUCGAACUGCAGCUCUCGAUCUCCAAGACCACCUUGGAGGAGCCACACUGUACUGCAUUAGGCAGUGCUUGUGGAGUUGUGGGAGACAUCCAUCAAAGACAGACGGAUGAGAGCGUCAAUUAUACAACCACCGCAUUUACUCCAGGUAACUCCCUCUACAUACCCCGACGAGACCGGCAACCCCUUGGCCAGCGGGGUGUGUUGGUUAGCAUACCCCCUGCUUUGUCAGGACAGGUGGAGGUGACAGUGCAGCAGUUAUCUGGAAGCAGUUUAGGAAAGGAGGGGGUAGAGGCCAGUGAACGGUUGGAUUCUGGUGGGGAAGGAGGGCACAUUGAAGAAGCCCCCACCUCCUCAUCUGUGUCCUUUGGACUUCCCUCAGAGGAGUGGGACUCCGAAUCGGAGAGGGAGGUCAACGAGCCCAACAAGCACCGGGCAAGGCACGCCAGGCUCCGGCGCAGUGAGAGCCUUUCAGAGAAGCAGGUGAAAGAGGCCAAGUCCAAAUGCAAGCGCAUUGCUCUCCUGCUGUCGGCUCCUGCCCCCAACCCUAAUAACAAGGGGGUGUUGAUGUUUAAGAAGCAUAGACAAAGGGCCAAGAAGUAUACGCUUGUAAGCUACGGUACUGGCGAGGACGAGCCAGAUUAUAAGGACGACGAAGACGACAAAGAGGAGCACGCUGUUGAGUUCACUGUUCUAGCCACAAGUGAAACAGAAAUUGAUGAGGAUUUCUUUACCAAUGCCUCAGGCCAGAAAAGCAUUGUAAGCUUUGAUUGGGAUACUGGAUUACUUGAGAUAGAGCGCAAGCUUGACAACCAGCAGGGUAUGGAUGCACUACCUGACACCAAGGGGAAAGGAGCCCUCAUGUUUGCCCAGCGCAAACAGCGCAUGGAUGACAUAGUAGCAGAACAUGAAGAGAUGAGACGUAAGGGGAUCCCUGUUGAAGCAAUGCAGGAGACUGAGACACAUCAAGCAUACCAACACAUGGAGGAGCAGACUUAUAUGCAUGCACAAGAGACCCAGAAUUACAUGGAUGUUAAUCUACACCACGGCUUAUCGGCACAAAAGCAGCAACAGCAACAACAAUAUAAUCCGUACCAAGAACAGUACUAUCAACAACAGCAGCAGCAGCCGCAGUAUCAAGAUUACCAGCAGCAGCUACAAUACCAGCAACAGCAACAUCAGUACCAACAACAGCAAGACUACCAGCAACAAAAAAUGUACCAACACAUGCAAUCAUACGAUCAGCAACAACACUGCCAACAACAGCAAGUGCAACAGUAUUCACAUCAUAUGAAUGGCAUGUUCGAUCAGCAAAUGCAAAACGAAAUGCAGCCGUUAGUCACAAACAGGAGUGCCAAACCAUUUUCAGUUCAGAAUAGAGCGGCUGCUCCAUUUUGCACUUCAUCAAGUGCAGACAAUCAAGAACAGCCUGUGUAUUCAUUGGGACAAGGUGAACAGAUUGCUUCCCGUGAUGAGCGUAUAUCUGUGCCUGCUAUCAAGACUGGUAUCUUGCAAGAUACAAGGAGGAGGAGUGCCAAUAAGCCUAUGUUCACUUUCAAGGAGUCUCCCAAGGUUUCACCUAAUCCUGCUCUGUUGAAUCUCCUUAACAGGAAUGACAAGAAGGCAGGUUUUGAGUCUUGCCCAGAAGAAGAUUAUUUAAGCUUAGGAGCUGAAGCCUGCAACUUUCUUCAGUCUCCUAAGAUGAAACACAAAAUUCCACCACCAGUAGCUCCUAAACCUCACAUUAACCCUUCUUCUCCCCCAUGGUCUAUUCAACAAGAAACUACUGACCAACCCAUCCCACAGCAAACCGAAAACAGUGUCCCAGCCCCUGCAGAAGCUCCAGUCACAGGGGCUGAUGCUGCUUUUGCCCCUGCCCCUGAAAUGGGGGCCCCAAUGUUGUCUGAAGUAAAGCCUAUAUCGGCCCCUGAAUCCCAUGAUGUUUCACACUGUCCUGAACAGCUUCCUCCAGAUAAUGCCUGGAAACAACAAGAAUCCCAAAUGGAGCCGAACCAGCAACCAGAAACAUGGAAUGAGAAACAACACCAACCGCAAAUUAAUUCUGCUCCUGUCGCACCACCUGUUACACAGUCAGAUCCAUCUGUCAGAUCAUGGGAUCCAGCUCCAACCCAAGGUCAUCAGCAGAUUCCAGUAAGUACUUGGGGUCCAAAUGAGGUCCAAUUGCAAGUCCCAUCUCAAAACCAGUCUCAAAUACAGCCACAGUGGAUGACACAGUCGCAAGGUCCUCCAGAAGUACAAGUGCCUUCUAAAACACGAUCCCAGUCUUCUUGGGUGACACAGCCUCAAACUUCACCCCCAACCAAACAUCAACCACAGCCUCAGCCCCAAAUCAAUUCUUGGGCACCAAGUCCAAAUCAGUCAACCCCACAAGCUCCAUGGUCUCAGCCGCAUGAGCCGGCACAACCAUCUAUCAAUGUUUGGCAAAAAGAUCAAAAUCAAGCUCAGGAACAUCCAGCAUGGACCCAACAACAACAGUUCCAACAAUCCCAGUUAAUGCCACAUUGGGCGUCAUCCCCUCAGCAACAGCCACAGCCUUCUUGGACUCAAUCUCAGACGCAGUCACAGCCCCAACCACCUUGGGUCUCUCAGGCCAAACAGCAAGAGCCAACACAGCCAUCUGCAAAUGCAUGGACUCAGCCACAGAGCCCAAUUCAAGCGCAGCCUCCAUGGGCUCAGCAGACUCAACCUCCACCUCAGCCCACAGCACCAGUGCAGCAACCCACGAAUCCUUGGACACCAAUGCCAACCCAAUCCCAACCACAACCACAGUGGGGACAAGAACCCGCUUCUCAACAUCCUCAACAAGCAAUGAACUCUUGGACACCAGCACAGAAUCAAAUUCAGCCUCCCUGGGCUCAGCCACUCCCACCAACUCAGCCUCAGGCACAUCCUCCAUGGGCACCGAAACCUCAACAGCAGGCAUCACAGCCACCUGUGAGCCAGUGGGCACCACCACAGUCUCAGUCUCAACCGGCUGUAAAUACUUGGGCACCCCAACACCAACAGAGUUCAGUUAGAAGCAUUGCCCAAAAUGAAUCCCAGAAAUUGCCUCCCCAACCAAUCAAGCCAUGGAGUCCAACUCAGAGCUCUCAGUCCACUCCUCCACGACGAAUGAACUCAUAUACCACUGGGACAAAGGCGCCAUCUCCUGUUCCAACAAGUAGUACUAUGGCCUCUGGUUUUGGGUCAGCAUUUGAGAUGCCAGCCUUGAGAGGGAAAGGAGCUGAACUGUUCGCCAAGAGGCAAUCCAGAAUGGAGAAGUACAUUGUGGACUCUACCACAGUGCAGAAUAAGGCACUUAGGAGCUCAUCCUUGUCACCACCGGUCAGACUUUCAGCAGUGGGUCUCAAUCCCAGGUCUGUUUCAUCUUCUCCAUCACCCAGACCUGCAUCCCACACUGUUUCCAUUCGGCCACCAGUGGGACAGACCACCUGGAUAGACAGGGGUCACAAGGCACCCACCCCCUGGGAAGCUGCCUCACGCCACCCACUGGGGCUCGUGGAUGAAGCCUUUACAUUUCUGGACAUUCAGCAGUCCAUUGCCUCCAACCUGCGCUAUGCUGCUAAGAGUAAGCUUUUACCCGAGCCUCCGGCCGAGUGGAAGGCAAAGGUCGCAUAUGAACCUCCGUUAAAAAACCAAAAAGACAGUUUAAGUCAAUCACCUUUGAUUUUUCUGUCCCCAACCAAGAGCACAGCGUCGGCACCAGCGGGUCCCGUCCCAUAUGGGUCAGGGUCACCCUUUAGACAACCCCAAAGGUCAAUGACAGAGGCUAAUCUUGGGCCUUUACUGGCCGAUCCGAAGGAAAUGGGGCCUCAUAGACUGAGACUCUAUAAAGCCAAAGAUAGCAGUACUUGGAGACAUUGAAGGAGAGCCAGAAAGCCAUUUAUAUGCAAGUGAAAGUGAAAUCAAAUAGGAAUUAAUAUUUCUGGAAAGUGAGUAAAGUAACAUUAUUAUGGCUACUAUUGAACAAGAAAGACAGAGAAGUUGAUAUUGCACAAUGAGGGUCCAUGAAAGUCAGAAGAUGAUACGAGAAGUUGAGUUUAUGAAGAUUAUUAGUGUUACAGCUUGCUUUUGAAAUUCACACUUACGAUAAUCACUAAUUGUGAUCAGUGAAUAUGCAUCCCCUUGUGAAAAAGAAGUACAUUUAAGCAUAUUUUGGUAACACUUGAUUUUAACCCUCUGGGGUCCGAGGGUGUUUUUGGGGCCCUGGAGAAGUUUUGACAUGCUCUGACAUUUGUACUUUUUUUCAGUUGCUUAAAAACAUAUUAAUAGUUAAAGUCUUAUUACACUGUAUUCAGCACAAACUGGGCUACAAUAACAUGUGAGCAGCAUGUAUGGACAUGAUUGUGUUUUUGAGAAAGCAACGUUUAUGCGUGGUUAGUGAAAAAAAUAUGAUUAAGUCACUGAUAUAAGGCCAUUACACGUUACAUGUACUUACUAUUAUAAUAACAAUAAAGUAUGCAUAAUUACAUGCAAGUAACCCUAAGCCAAACCCUAACCAUAUAGUAAGUACAUGUAGUUAAUUAAUAUUAUUCAGUACUUAAAUGUAUAAUUACACUGUAACAAUGACACCUUAAAAUAAAGUGUAACCCAUAUUUUUAAAAAGAGUACUUAUUAUGGAAAUAAUAUUCAGUGCAAAUGUAUAUACUUAAGUGCAAACUGAAUGCAAUGUUUUGGACACCUAACGCAUGCUAAUUGAAAUUAAAUGAAAAUGUAUAUUUAGCUGAACUUUAAAAUGCUUUUUUGACCCAAGUAAGUAUAGGAUGAUCUUAAAAGUGUACUUAAGUGCGUUAAGAAACACAGUCAUGAACAUGCACUCUUUCUAAGUAGACUUAAGUGGCCUUUUAUUUCACUAAUUAUAUCUGCAAGUUCAGUUUUUUUUUUUUUAAUAAAUAUUAAGAUUUGAAGCACACAACAAGUGCACAUUUGAUACAAUUAAGUGCUUCUUUUUCUCAAGGGUCAUGCAUUCAGUUUUAAAGUAUUGCACUAAUGAAUGAGGCAAAGUGAUUGUGCAUGAUACAUGCUAAAGAAAUAAAACAUUAUACAUCUUCAUAGUACAUAAUGUAAAUGCUAGUGUGAGACACAGUUCAGCUUGUAUAAUCACAAAUUAACAGCACAUUUUAAAUUACUGCAUUAAAGUUCCCCUAUUAUGGGUUAUGAAAGGUUCAUAUUUUGGUUUUGGGAGUCCCCAACAACAGGUUGACAUGCAUGCAAGGUCAAAGAAAACACUUUCAUUGUCUUAUUAUAUGCACUGAUUUUUACCUUACUUGCUCAACGACUCCCAAACGAUUCGCUCAACGAUUCAUUUUUCCAAACCCCUUUCAAAUCCAUAAGAGGGGCACUUUAAAAUAAUACUAUAAUGGGGAUGUCUCUAUUGUAGUGGUGUAGUGAUUCUAAAAUUAGAGAGAGAAGAAACUAAUUUUGUUUGUGUGCUACAAAGCUAUUAAGCAGAAACUGUUGAAUCAGUAACAGCCGUACUUGUUACAUAAGCUUCACUUUAAAAGAUUAAAUCAUUCUUUGGUGACCCAGCCUGACCCUUCACCACACGCCCUGCUGCACCAGAUUCACUUCAACUAAUUCAAUCUCCGUUUUGCUGUUAAUAAAUAAAUAACUGAACAUUCCUUACAAGUGUUGUGCUGUGAAUGUUUUUUUGUCUGUGAGGUUUCACAAUGCAUGCUCUCAAUCCACUUAAAAAUGAUGUUCAUUUCUACUCUGCGAGUUGUCCAUACUUUUAUUUCUUUAUUCUACGACUGAAUAUUUCUUCAUGAAGGAUACCAGCAAGCUAAACUUUCACACGUUUGAUUUAUAAAAUGUUGAUCAAUAUACAAAAAGAUUUGUUGAACUGUCAAGUGCAUCAGAGAGGAGUUCAGUAUUGUGAACUGUUUGAUUUAUACAUUCUGCAGCUCCACGUUCUGUAUGUGGCUGAAAUAAAACCAUGCUUUGCACUUGUAUUAAAGGAACAUGUUAAAAAGCUUA
Molecule: messenger RNA, 6752 nt
Organism: Onychostoma macrolepis
Lineage: Eukaryota; Metazoa; Chordata; Actinopteri; Cypriniformes; Cyprinidae
Product: synaptopodin-2-like
Exons: 6
Coding region: 228-4640 (1470 amino acids)
Biological process (GO): positive regulation of actin filament bundle assembly
Cellular component (GO): Z disc; nucleus; actin cytoskeleton
Molecular function (GO): actin binding
Source: RefSeq, a predicted model, not a curated record